Lactuca sativa (garden lettuce) is the source of this 1954-nucleotide messenger RNA. RefSeq lists its product as uncharacterized. The record is from RefSeq and is a predicted model, not a curated record. NCBI's taxonomy places the organism in Eukaryota, Viridiplantae, Streptophyta, Magnoliopsida, Asterales, Asteraceae.
UCUUCAAGUCUGGGCUGCAAUGGCUCAGUCAAUGGUUUGUCAUAUUAUGUUACUUGUGAUGUUCGUCCUUGUGGAAUUUGGUGACGCAAAUACUCCACCGGGAAUUGCUAACAAUCCUAGCCAUGCAACUUGUAAGGACCCGAGUUACAAAGAAUGUCACAACUUGGUGCAUGUUUGUCCUAAGUUUUGUCCGGAUAGCUGCACUGUUCAUUGUCAAUCAUGCAAACCUAUUUGUGGCAGCGACACCGCACCAUCACCACCAGAAAUAGAACCACCUCCCACUGUUACUCCUUCACCGCCGGUGUAUACACCUCCGUCACCAACACCAACACCAAAGCCGUCAUCACCACCUCCACCAACCCCUUCACCACCAACAUCCUCCUCACCACCUCCCACCACCUCUUCACCACCUAAACCAACCUCACCACCUCCCACAACCCCUUCACCACCAACAGAGUCCACACCUCUAACACCAACACCUUCCUCACCACCUCCCACCACACCUUCACCACCAACAGAGUCCACAUCACCCACACCCACCUCUCCUUCCCCACCGGUAGAGCACACACCACCAACACCAACGCCGUCAUCACCACCUCCACCAACCCCUUCACCACCGACAUCCUCCUCACCAUCUCCCAUCACCCCUUCACCACCUAUAGAAUACACACCUCCGACGCCUACACCAUCCUCACCACCUCCCACAACCCCUUCACCACCAACAGAGUCCACACCUCUAACACCAACACCUUCCUCACCACCUCCCACCACACCUUCACCACCAACAGAGUCCACACCACCCGCCUCUCCUUCCCCACCGAUAGAGCACACACCACCAACACCAACGCCGUCAUCAUCACCUCCACCAACCCCUUCACCACCGACAUCCUCCUCACCAUCUCCCACCACCCCUUCACCACCUAUAGAAUACACACCUCCGACACCUACACCAUCCUCACCACCUCCCACAACCCCUUCACCACCAACAGAGUCCACACCUCUAACACCAACACCUUCCUCACCACCUCCCACCACACCGCCUCCUACAUGGUCUGCUUCACCUUCUAAACCAAAAAAAGUCAAGUGCAAAAACCACAACUACCCAAAAUGUUACGCCUUCGAGCAUGUCUGUCCUGCUUCUUGUCCUGGUCAGUGUGAAGUUGAUUGUGUUACUUGCAAGCCAGUUUGCAAUUGUGAUAUGCCUGGAGCAGUGUGUCAAGAUCCUCGUUUCAUUGGUGGUGACGGCAUCACUUUCUACUUCCAUGGAAAGAAGGAUCAAGAUUUCUGCCUUGUUGCCGAUAACAACCUCCACAUCAAUGGCCACUUCAUUGGCAAGAGAAACAAAAACAUGGGUAGAGACUUUACCUGGGUCCAAUCUAUUGGGGUUCUUUUUAACAACCACAAAGUACAAAUCAGUGCGCAAAAGACUUCCUCUUGGGAUGACACCAUUGACCGAAUCUCUGUUACAUUUGAUGGGGAAAACAUUUAUCUCCCAAAAACCGAAGGUGCCAAAUGGCAAUCUUCUACGACAUCAAUUACUAGGACACAUGACACCAAUCAUAUCAUUGUUGAAGUUGAAAACCUCUACAAGAUCACAGCCAAAGUGGUUCCUAUAACAAAAGAAGAAUCAAGAAUCCAUAAGUAUGAUAUAACCAAUGAUGAUUGCUUUGCCCAUCUUGAUCUCAAGUUCAAGUUCUUCUCCUUGAGUAAUGAAGUGGACGGAGUUCUGGGACAGACUUAUAGGAAUGACUAUGUGAGCAAGGUGAAGAUGGGGGUGUUAAUGCCUGUGAUGGGAGGAGAUAGUAAGUUUGUGAGUACAAAUUCUUUUGCGACUGAUUGUUCUGUUGCAAAGUUUAAGGGUAUCCAGGAAGACGGUUCCUCAUUCAACUUGCAGUUGCCAAGCUUGAGCUGCCAAAGCGGUAUAGAAGGGCGAGGCGUCGUAUGCAAGAGAUAG